AUGGAUGGCCCCAACAAUUUGACCAAGACCUGUGAUCCGGUUGUCCCAUCAGUUAACCCUUUCUUUAUGCUGGUCUACAGUCUAGUGUUUGUGGUGGGUUUACUCCUUAAUGGUUUCAUCAUGAAGUUUUACUGUUGUCGAGUUCGGCGGCAGUCAUCCAGCAGCUUGAUGGUGUACAUGAAGAACCUGACAGCUGCUGACUUCCUGCUCUGCCUCUCUCUGCCACUGCGCAUCACCCACUAUGCUAGCAGCUCUCUCAUCAUUCAGCAGCUCUACUGCACAGUUGGAGCUUAUGCCGUGUUCCUCAACAUGUAUGCCAGCAUCCUAUUCAUGGGGUACGUUGCUGCCAACAGGUAUCUGAAGAUAGUCCAUCCUUCAAAAACUCACAUUCUGCAGAGAGUACGAACUGCCCACAUCAUCUCUGUGGUCACUUGGGUUUGUCUCAUUAUUCCAGCAGUCACCAGCAACACCCUGUUUUUCAUCACCCAGAAACACCUGAACGUCACCCCGAGACGCUGUCGUCCCCUAUUUAGUUCAUUGGUCAGGCUGGUCCAAAAAAUCAUCCAUAUCUUCUCUGUUAUCAUCUUCCUCUUAGUCUUCAUAUCCCUGGUCUUCUUCUAUAAGGGCAUCUCCCGCAGGGUGUUGCAGGCACAGCAGACACAGCUGGCCUCCUCUGGCUCUGAGAAGCUGGUGAAGUCUCGCAGGAACAUGUUGCUACUUGUCAGCAUCUUCUGUGUUUGUUUUGUGCCCUAUCACCUGUUUCGACUCCCCUAUAUUUCUCUGUCGGGAAAUUGCUCUGCUGUUAAGGUGUUGUACUACCUGAAGGAGGCGGCCACCAUAGUGUCGGUUUUAAACGUCUGCCUGGACCCUGUUGUUUACUUUUUUCUCUGUAAGACUUUUCAGGCCCAGGUGAAUCGCAGUAUGGCCUCCAUAAGAGUCAACAUUCAAUAA
Pelmatolapia mariae (spotted tilapia) is the source of this 951-nucleotide messenger RNA. RefSeq names its product P2Y purinoceptor 14-like. Lineage: Eukaryota; Metazoa; Chordata; Actinopteri; Cichliformes; Cichlidae. The transcript is spliced from 3 exons. Gene Ontology annotation, cellular component: membrane. Gene Ontology annotation, molecular function: G protein-coupled purinergic nucleotide receptor activity. Bases 1 to 951 code for a protein of 316 amino acids. Gene Ontology annotation, biological process: G protein-coupled receptor signaling pathway. The record is from RefSeq and is a predicted model, not a curated record.